AUCCAAGCUUGGGGAAGCUUAUUUUUGAGGCUGGAAAUGCAAAGGAAGCGUGCUGCAGAAAACAAUUGGUGUAGUCUAGCUGGCACCAGGUUGCAGCUGCACUCGCCUGCCUGCCGUGCCUGAUAUGGCUGCUGUCAAUGAAGGCAAUUGUAUGCAGAGCACUGCUGGGCUGUCAGCUGCGGCUCCCGAAGGGCUGGUUGCAGUAUUUUGGUGAUGUCUGAAGAUGCAGGCAGAUGUUGGGAGAACAAAGCAACCACACUGAGUAAGGCACCAGAACCACGGCACAAGGAAGAAAAGCUUCUUCUUUUAACCCGACUGCCUUUGAAGAAGGGACUCAGACAUCUUCAUGGCCUCUAAAGAUGCACAGAACCAGAGAAGAGGUCUGCCCAGUUUUCUUCCCGGAGCUCCAGACCCAGACCAUGGCGUUCACGUCUCACCGUCCAAUUCAGGGAACUUAGUGUGGCAGCCGGGUCUCCCUCCACCAGGCAGUCUCCCUCCUGGUCUGGAAUAUUUAAGCCAGUUAGACCUGAUAAUUAUACACCAGCAGGUGGAACUUCUUGGAAUGAUACUUGGCACUGAGACCUGCAACAAAUACGAGAUUAAAAACAGCUUAGGACAAAGAAUUUACUUUGCAGUGGAGGAAAGCAUCUGCUUCAACCGUGCUUUCUGCUCUACGCUGCGCUCUUGCACACUGAAGAUCACCGACAACUCAGGCCGAGAGGUCAUCACAGUCAACAGGCCCUUGAGGUGUAACAGCUGCUGGUGCCCUUGCUACCUACAAGAGUUAGAAAUCCAAGCCCCUCCUGGUACUAUAGUUGGUUAUGUUGCACAGAAGUGGGACCCCUUUCUGCCUAAAUUCACAAUUCAAAAUGCAAACAAAGAAGAUAUUUUGAAAAUUGUUGGUCCUUGUGCGACAUGUGGCUGUUUUGGCGAUGUGGAUUUUGAGGUGAAAACUAUUAACGAAAAGCUUACAAUUGGAAAGAUUUCAAAGUACUGGUCGGGCUUUGUAAAUGACGUUUUCACCAAUGCUGACAACUUCGGAAUUCACGUUCCUGCAGAUCUAGAUGUCACAGUCAAAGCAUCGAUGAUUGGUGCCUGUUUUCUCUUUGAUUUUAUGUUCUUUGAACAUUCACUGGCUGGAUUAUAACAAGCAAGAUGACAAAAACAAUAAAAUAUGCAGAACAUAUUUCAAAAUCCCUUGGGCUCUGGAUUUCAUUUCUGAAUGGUCUGAGUAUUAGAUUUUUUUUUUGGUAACAAAAUGUUAAUUAUUAUAUUUAUUAAAGCAUAAUGUAAUGAAGCAAUUAUCUGGUUGUGAAUGCAUGAUAGUUAAAGACGCAAUGACUGGCCCCAGCACAGUGUUGCUUUGAGAGAUGAGCAUUCUUUCUUUUUAUCCUUUGAAGUUAUUGCAUGGUAAGCAUGAAAGAUGAGAGCUAAGGCUUGCAGCAUCAUUGAUGAAAAUUCAAUGUUUAGAAAGCACUUUGAAGUUUUUCUGGUACUAGGGCUGCUUGCUGAUCAAAAGGACUGGACUUCUAAAGUAUUUUUUUCAUAGUCUUUUUUACUGUUUAUUAAUCUUAUUACAGUGAGACGUUUUUACGUUAUACUGGAAAAGUUAAAAGUUGGGUAAAUAAUAUGUUUAAAAAUGAGACGCAAGAUAGACGAAAUCAAUUUGUUCUAGUGGCAAAAGGCAUGCUUACCUUCUAUAAGGAAGCUAAUAUUUACAAAUCAAAGCAUGCUUUAAAUGCAUACCUGUGCUAGAGAUUUAAAUAAGCAUAUUAAUAGACUUCUAAGUUGGUAAAAGCAGUGGAUAGAGUAGAAACUUUAUCUAUUUGCAGAAAAAGUUCAUUCCAAAAAGGAUCUAAGGCUCUGAAAAAAUGGACAACUCCCAGGACUUAAAAACAAGCAAACAAAAACAAACAAACCUUAAUACAUGAGGCAAAUGCAGAAGUCAGGAAACUGCCAAUUCACUUAAUUAAUGCCUUCCAUCCUAAUGUUUUCAGAGUCGUCCAGAUUAUUACAUCUAGUUAUCCGCACAUUCCCCACGUCCAUAAAAGAGGAAAAUUUCUUUUUGUGAAUAACAAUAAUCCCUCUCCUCUUUUCAAAAUGAGGAAACAAAUUUGUUUUAAGCAAAGCACCAUGUAGGCUCUACUUUAGAAUUACACAAAUACUACCCAAAUCUCCAUCCACAAAUAAGGUGUUUAAAGAAUCUCCAGAUAAUCGCCCACUUAGUAAAGGGAAUGUGUUCCAAGCCUCUGUCACUUAGUUCUUUGGAAUUAGGAAUUUAUCAUCUGGAAAUAAUCUUGUAUGUGGUAGUUAAGUUCCUCAGAUAGCCCACAUCAGUUUGGUUCUGGGUUCUGGAUUAAGGGUUUUGACUGGGUAAGAUGAAGGGAAAAGAAUCUUUCCUCUAUUUUCUGGUUCAGUUUCCUUUAGCAUUCUUCAUCCUUACUUGACACCUUUCUGAAUGCCUUUCUGGAAGGGAACAGAAGUCCUAUGUGCUGUGAUAGACGUCACCCUGAGCCUGGCUCUGCCGUGUGCUAGCCGUGCAUCCAUAAACCGAGCAUGGAGUCUUUCUGAACCUCCUCAGGCUUCCAGUAUGUUACCUUGCAGAGCUUUGUGAUGCUUUAGGGGAGUGAAGCUUUUCCUCUAUUUCCUCUUUAUCUUACUUUAUCUUACUAACGUGUGUGUGAUUUAUGGUCAUUUACAACCAGCUAAAGGAAAUGGCAGUUUUUAAGCUGAUGCUUAUUAACCAAUAAAAUGGGGAGAAUAGCUAACAUUUUCUGCAGGCUUAUUACAAGCUAGACAUUAGGCUUGCUAUGAAUUCUUGGUGGGAGAGCAAAAUGAAAUGAAAAUAAAGAAGAAUCAGGCAAUAUGUUGAAGACUGCCUGGCAACCCAUCCUUCCCCCUCCCCACCCUGUACUCCACGUCCCAAAUUUUCUCCCUAAAGAUGAUCCUGCUUUCAUAGCUUCUUCUUGUCCUUUACUUUAAUUUCUAAAACGAAAGAUUUUUUUGUAAUUGCUGUCACAGCAGCAGCAGUUGAAACUUUCACAGUGGGGUAAAGAUGAGAGAAAGAAAACACCAUUUGUAAAUACAGUCUUCUAAUGACAAACUUUUGGAUUUAGGAAACAAAAUUCAAAUACCCUAAAACAAAAGAAAAGAGCUACUUGAUACCUACAUCUCAUGGAGACUUCCCAAGUAUGAAAAUCCUUCUGAGAACAUGGCAUUCAUUUUAAAGUUGGCUGUAUUAACUAAAGACCUGCUAUGGUAUUUGCUCCUGCAUUGGCACAUACGACAAAUUAGAACCCAUCCUUUCUCCCCUUCUUCAUGAAAGGUGAAACUUAUCUUUAAAUGUCUUCCAUGCACCACCUUUACUACCAAACAUGAGCCCAUGAAAGACUAGCAAGACUCUUGCUACUCAGUGAACAUUUUAAUGAAAAGAAUGCAGGUCUAGAAUGAGAUGGGUCCUCUACGCAUCAAUCACUGCCUUUCCUUGGCCCACUGUGUUCUCAGAACAGAGGUUCCAACUCUGUUUCCUCUGAAAUAUAUUGGCAAAGUCUUGACAAGAUGCAAAUGCCUUUCUUUCUUUCUUUCUUUCUUUCUUUCUUUCUUUCUUUCUUUCUUUCUUUCUUUCUUUCUUUCUUUCUUUCUU
Molecule: messenger RNA, 3643 nt
Organism: Camelus dromedarius (Arabian camel)
Lineage: Eukaryota; Metazoa; Chordata; Mammalia; Artiodactyla; Camelidae
Gene: PLSCR5
Product: phospholipid scramblase family member 5
Exons: 9
Coding region: 347-1147 (266 amino acids)
Biological process (GO): plasma membrane phospholipid scrambling
Cellular component (GO): plasma membrane
Molecular function (GO): phospholipid scramblase activity
Source: RefSeq, a predicted model, not a curated record